GUGGAAGUGAAGGUCAUAUUUUGUUAGGUGUGAAAGCUAUCAUACUAUACACAUGGAGUCGUCGCCAUCACGUUCCAAUUCCGAGAUCUUGAUGCUCGCCCUAUCUUUGCAUAGCAUUGCGUUCAUGUUGGCAUUAACGAAUAUUCGAACUCAAAUGAUGAAAGAAAAUCAAUCUGCUUUUGAGAUCAACGGAAACAGAGUGUUUAUGAUCGUUGCUAUUGUUGCAUUAAUUAUGGUUGAAGUCACGUCUGGGAUUUUGCUUUGUACAAAUAUAAGGGGUAAAUGUUACACCAUUUUGCAAUUUAUUGGUCUCUUCUCGACAAGCUUUGCUCCUUUCUCGCUUUUGAAGGUGUUGGAAAUCUUACCCGGAGACAACUUGGCGUGCUAUUUAUUCAGUUAUGUCUUCUUUGGGAGCAUAUUUGCAUUAUUUGCAUGCAUUAUGAUUAUGUGUUUUAGAGAUGAUAAUGAUGACAAGAACCUCAACAAGAGUUCAUGCGUUUCUAUUUUCACUUGCUUAGGACUUGUUCUUGUACCUCUUGCACUUGUGUUUGUGUUAUUUGUCCCCAAAAAUAUCGAUUGGAUUGUGUAUUCGGUCAUAUAUCCAUCCAUUGGAAUGGAAGUUAUAUGCUUCUUUAUCCUCGUCGUCAAGGACUUAAUUUACAUCACGAUUACUUGGGACGAUAAACAAAACUUGGAAGCUCAUCAAGGGAUCCAACAUACAUGACAAGAUCAACAAUGACUUGGAAGCCAACAAGACAAGAACAACAAUCGUCCUUGAGUUAGUUACUUACUUACAUGCAGGCUGUCUUUAUUUUACAACAACAGCAUAUGUU
Helianthus annuus (common sunflower) is the source of this 833-nucleotide messenger RNA. RefSeq lists its product as uncharacterized. Bases 53 to 724 code for a protein of 223 amino acids. The record is from RefSeq and is a predicted model, not a curated record. The transcript has 2 exons. NCBI's taxonomy places the organism in Eukaryota, Viridiplantae, Streptophyta, Magnoliopsida, Asterales, Asteraceae.